AUGUUUGGGUCGUCGAUUGGGGAGAUGAUGAGCAAAGCCGCGUCCACCAUCGGCGGGCUUAUGGUGGCCUACGCAAUGUUCCAGAACUACUUCCCGGACGCCUUCCGCAGCCCCAUCCGCCGCUACUCCCGGAAGCUCCUCAACCUCCUAAACCCCUACGUCCACAUCACCUUCCCCGAGUACCAAGGCGAUGGCUUCUCCCGCAGCCCUGCCUUCUCCUACAUUGAGCGCUACCUCAACAAUACCUCCACUGCCCAGGCCCGCCGCCUCAAAGCCUCCGUCUCCCGAGACUCCGACUCCGUUGUCCUCUCCAUGGAAAACCACGAGGAGGUCACCGACGAGUUCUCCGGCGCCAAGAUCUGGUGGGUCUCCGGCGAGACCGCCUCCAGCCUCCAGCAGUCCAUCUUCUUCUACCCUCGUCGCGAAGAGAAGCGUUACUUCACCCUCACGUUCCACAACCGCCACCGCCACGUCAUCACCUCCAAAUACAUCCCACACGUCAUCGCCCAGGGAAAGGCCAUCGCCACCCGAGAGCGGCGGCGCAAGCUAUACACCAACGCCAAAGAAGACGGUGACAACAACUUGUGGAACUACGAGACUUUCAACCACCCGGCCACCUUCGACACCCUGGCAAUGGAUCCCGUCAAAAAGCAUGACAUCAUCAACGACCUCUGUAAAUUCGCGGACUCCAAGGAUUACUACGCAAAAAUCGGAAAGGCUUGGAAGAGGGGCUACCUCCUGUUCGGCCCGCCGGGGACCGGCAAGUCGAGCAUGAUAGCCGCCAUGGCUAAUCUCCUCGAGUACGACGUGUACGAUCUCGAGUUGACCUCGGUCAAGGACAACACCGAGCUUCGGAAGCUUCUCAUCGACACGUCCGGAAAGUCGAUCAUCGUGAUCGAGGACAUCGACUGCUCUAUAAACCUCACGGGACAGAGAAAGAAGGAGGACGACAGUGACGAUGAAGACGAAGACAACGAGAAGGAUGAGAUUGAGAAAUUGAAGGGGAAAGUGGAAAAAUUGGAGGAGGGUGGGAAGAAAUCGAGCGAGGUGACGUUGUCCGGGCUUUUGAACUUCAUAGACGGGCUCUGGUCGGCAUGCGGCGGGGAACGGAUCAUCGUUUUCACAACAAACUACGUGGAAAAGCUCGACCCAGCACUUAUCCGGAGGGGGAGGAUGGACAAGCACAUUGAGCUCUCGUAUUGUGGGUUUGAGGCAUUUAAGGUUCUUGCCAAGAAUUAUUUGGAAAUCGAGGAGCACGAGCUGUUCGGCAAGAUUCGGUCGAUGUUGGAGGAGAUUGAGAUGACGCCAGCUGACGUGGCAGAGAAUCUGAUGCCGAAAGUGAAGGGCGAGGAUGGAGAGAAGGGUCUGGUGAGAUUGAUCGAGGCGCUCGAGGAGGCCAAGGAGCUGGCCAGUGUGAAGGCCGAGAAACUGGCUGCGAAAGAGGAACAAGAGAACGAAGAUGGCGGGAAGAAUAAGGAUUUGAAUAAUGGUGAGCCUGAAGUACAGGAUGUGGAGAAUGGGGGUGCCAUUGAAGAUGUUGAGGAUAACUGA
Messenger RNA from Striga hermonthica, 1551 nucleotides. The record is from the annotation of a GenBank genome assembly. NCBI's taxonomy places the organism in Eukaryota, Viridiplantae, Streptophyta, Magnoliopsida, Lamiales, Orobanchaceae.